Paramisgurnus dabryanus is the source of this 1444-nucleotide messenger RNA. RefSeq names its product junctional adhesion molecule 2a (gene jam2a). Gene Ontology annotation, biological process: leukocyte cell-cell adhesion. NCBI's taxonomy places the organism in Eukaryota, Metazoa, Chordata, Actinopteri, Cypriniformes, Cobitidae. Gene Ontology annotation, cellular component: cell surface; plasma membrane; tight junction. The record is from RefSeq and is a predicted model, not a curated record.
GUGUGUGUGUGUGUGAGUUGUUGAGUCAGUCCGUGUAAUCAUCGGUUUGUGUAUGUGUGUAAAUCUGUAUAGUGGAUCUUCUGCAGCAGUGUUGAGUGGAUUGGUGGAGAUGAUGGAUCUGUCACUGGUUUUACUGGUUUUAAUUCAGAGUGUGGGCGUCGCCCCAGUCACUGUCACCAGCCGCACUCCAGUAGUUCAGGUGCAGGAAUAUUUAGACGCUGAGCUCUCCUGUGAGUUUAAGACCGAGCGUGACCCCAAUCCUCGCAUCGAGUGGAAGAAGAAGGAUAAGGAGGUGUCGUUUGUUUACUUUAAAGGAGAUUUCACAGGGCGUUUUCAGGGUCGUGCAGAGAUUAAUGGAGCCAUGGUACAACUGCGCAGAGUGACUCAGGCAGAUGCAGGCGAGUAUCGCUGUGAGGUCAGCGCCGCCCUCGACACCAUUAAACUAGGAGAGGCAAACGUCACACUGAAGGUUCUGGUCCCACCCCAAACCCCAUCAUGUGACAUCCCGAGCUCUGCCCUUACGGGCUCGCAGGUGAAGCUGCACUGUAGAGACCAACACAGCAUCCCUCCAGCCAGUUACACCUGGUUCAAAGAUAAGAAGCCUCUGAUCCUACGACCUGCAAAUGCCACAUAUACAAUCGAUGAGCUGACCGGUGUGCUGCUCUUUCAGACAGUAAGCAGAUCUGAUACAGGCCAUUAUUAUUGUGAGGCCAAAAAUGGUGUUGGAACUCCAAAGCGCUGUGAGAGCACACACAUGCAGAUUGAUGAUCUGAAUGUUUCAGCUGUGAUAACUGGAGUUGUUCUCGUGUGUGUUCUUGUGGUAUUGUGCACUUUUGGAGUCUGGUAUGCCCAUCGGCAGGGAUAUUUCAGCCGACACAGAGGAAGGUCAUUCUGGAUCACAGAGUGUCACAGUGUGGCACACAUAAGCAGUCAGAACCUCAACAGAACUGAGCACAUCCAACAGUCAGGUUACAGUCACCCUCCACAGGAUGUUAAGGAUUUCAAACACACUCAAUCGUUCAUGUUGUGAUGGAGAAAAUCUCGUCGUCUCUGUAGUUGGAAACACAAUGAUGUUUCUUGCAUUCAAUUUUCUGCCUUUGAUGGACUUUAAAAGAAAAAACAGAAAUGCAGUUUUGAAAACUGUUUGAUUCUCUACUGAUGACCCCCAGUUCAACAUUCAGCCCCUGCUGGCCAAGGGUAAUAAUGACCACUUGCGCCCCCUAAUGGAGGCACAGCAGCAGCAGCAGUAACGCUUUCACCUAUGACCUGUGUAACCUUGUGCCUUCAAACAAAGAGUGAUUGUAUCUUAAAUGUUUUUGUGCCUUUUUAUUUCUUCUGAAUAUUACGUCCGUUAAACUGAAGUGUAAGAAUGUAAAUCAUUGAAUGUCUGAUUUGCUGUAUGUUUUCAGUAUGCUCUUUUUUAAAUAAAUAUUAAUUUGGAAUU